Molecule: messenger RNA, 1521 nt
Organism: Macrosteles quadrilineatus (aster leafhopper)
Lineage: Eukaryota; Metazoa; Arthropoda; Insecta; Hemiptera; Cicadellidae
Gene: TTLL1B
Product: polyglutamylase complex subunit TTLL1
Exons: 11
Coding region: 127-1470 (447 amino acids)
Biological process (GO): protein polyglutamylation; microtubule cytoskeleton organization
Cellular component (GO): cilium
Molecular function (GO): tubulin binding; tubulin-glutamic acid ligase activity
Source: RefSeq, a predicted model, not a curated record
CCUUGACAAUUUGUUUAUUUCACACCAUGGCAACCUUACUGCAGUUUUGAAAUGAAACUAUGGCUUCUCUGGGACCUGCUGCUGAUAAACAAAAGAAUAAUACGUCUUCAACUUCUGGUUUGAUAUAUGGAAGUUAUUGAUGAAGAGGACACUGGCGAUGAGUAUGCUUUUCACAGAAAGAAAACAGCAGAUAAAGGAUGUCGGUUAGCUGGUUUGAGAGUUGGAAGCAGUUUGGUUGACAAGGACCGUCGAGUAACUUACUGCUCGGAUUUGGAUCGAUCCGUGCUUUUGACCAAUUUUGAAAAACGAGGCUGGGUCCACGUUGGUCCUGAUGAUGAUUGGAAUUUUUAUUGGGCUGGAAUGCACACUUGCCGAAAUUUAUUUAGUGUCGACAGUGGAUACAGGAUGAAUGAAAACCAAAUGAUCAAUCACUUUCCCAACCAUUACGAACUAUCUAGAAAGGACUUAUUGGUAAAGAAUAUAAAACGAUAUCGAAAAGAGAUGGAAAGAGAAGGGAAUCCGAUAGCAGAGAGGGGAGAUGUGCCCGGCCGAUAUUUGCAUCUCGACUUCAUCCCGAUAACAUUUGUCCUACCUGCGGACUAUAACAUGUUUGUGGAGGAGUAUCGUAAAAGCCCACAGAGCACCUGGAUAAUGAAGCCUUGUGGGAAGUCCCAAGGUGCCGGGAUAUUCCUGAUCAACAAACUGUCAAAGUUGAAACGCUGGUCGAGAGAGAGCAAGACACCUUUUAACCCGUCACUGGUGAAGGAAUCUUAUGUGAUUUCAAGGUACAUUGAAAAUCCUCUUUUAAUUGGUGGUAAAAAAUUUGAUCUCCGGUUGUACGUGUUGGUUACCUCAUUUCGGCCAUUGAAAGCCUACCUGUUUAAGCUGGGAUUCUGCAGAUUUUGCACGGUGAAGUACGAUACGAGCAUACAGGAGCUGGACAACAUGUAUGUGCAUCUGACGAACGUUUCUGUUCAGAAACAUGGGGGUGAAUACAAUAGCAUGCAUGGAGGGAAGAUGUCAUUGCACAACUUGCAGUUAUACCUAGAGAGUACUCGUGGGAAAGAGGUGACUCAGCGGCUGUUUGACAACAUCUCCUGGCUGAUUGUUCACUCUCUGAAGGCCGUAAGUUACAUCAUGGCUAACGACAGACACUGCUUCGAGUGUUACGGCUACGACAUCAUCAUCGACAACACACUCAAGCCUUGGCUGGUUGAGGUGAAUGCUGCUCCUUCCCUAAGCUCAACAACUGUGAAUGAUAGAAUCCUAAAAUAUAAAUUGAUAAACAACAUUCUGAAUAUUGUCUUGCCUCCAGAUGGCAUACCAGAUACAAGGUGGAACAAAAUCCCGACGCCUGACAAGCUUGGCAACUUUGAGCUGUUGAUUGACGAAGAGCUUGCGGCCCAUGAGGAACAAUCAUCUUCCAACCGCUACAGAGACAACCGAGGACCAACAUCCAGGUGGAAAUAGACGAAGGAAACUUAAAAAUUUAAGAUGAAAUAAACAAGAGUAGUAAUAAAA